Limulus polyphemus (Atlantic horseshoe crab) is the source of this 1481-nucleotide messenger RNA. RefSeq lists its product as uncharacterized. Bases 155 to 1147 code for a protein of 330 amino acids. The record is from RefSeq and is a predicted model, not a curated record. NCBI's taxonomy places the organism in Eukaryota, Metazoa, Arthropoda, Merostomata, Xiphosura, Limulidae. The transcript has 4 exons. Gene Ontology annotation, biological process: regulation of DNA-templated transcription. Gene Ontology annotation, molecular function: DNA-binding transcription factor activity.
UGUGUAACGUAAAACGGUCUUGUGGUGGUAGAUGGGAAGUGUUUACGUGAGUGAAUCGUAGAACAGUCCCUUAAGUGUAGAAGGCCGUGCCGCUCAAAUUUGCUAAACGUAAUUUGGAAUUAUUAUUAGUACAACUACAGAGUGAAACUUGAAGAUGUCACUGUGGGCAGUUUCAGGCACGGACGUUAGGCACCACUGUGUUGGACAUGUGUAUCAAUUACUUGAAAAUUCCGAACAAGACUUCUAUCCUAGCAAUCCAGAACCAUUCGCUAGUAAAGGAGUGGCUGCUACCGAAUUUUUUUCUGACGAAUACAUUAGACUAGAGCAAACAAAUUUAAAUGACGCUGUGAAGACAAACACUGGGCCGGACCUAGAUUUAGAAGAAUUAUUACUAGUAGAAGACUUGGCUUCUUUUGACGUAGCAGUGAAAGAAAGACAAUAUCAGUUUCAUCCACUGAAGGAUGAAGAACUAAAUGUUUCUUCAGAAUUUUCAGAUGAUUCAUUUAAUGUCUUGUGCACAACAUCUGGAUCUACUGCUGAUAAAACUAACGAGGCCUCCAUACUGACUACUGAAGCCUGCUCUGAAAUAACUACAUCAGACAAUACCCCUCUCUCUUCCAGCAGUCAACUAACAGAGAGUUCUGUUCUGGCCACACUGAAAACCCCAAGUUUAUCAGUUAGUGGGGCUGAAAACCUGUCUCCUGUCCUUUCUGUUACUGUGAAUGAUUUUUGUGAUAAUAACGAAGAGUUCCAAGAUCUCUCAGGACUAAUGCAACAGGAUGUGUUUUCAUUCCCUGGUGUAUCUUCACCAUCAUUUGAUGAUAGCAGUGCACAUUCAUGUACAUCAUAUACUAUCCUUGAGGAAUUAUCAACUUCUCAAAACUCUGUUUUUACCUUGGAGGAUGUCAAAGUAAAGGGGAAACGAAGUCAUAAGUCAUUUUCUUCAUUUGAAGACUUUUAUACUGAAAACAAAAUAAAGGUUCCAAGACACACUCAUACUGAGGACACAACCUUUUCAGACAACAGAUACUAUGAAAUGAGGAAAAAAAAUAAUGCAGCUUCUCGUAAAUCCAGAAUGACAAGAAAAGAAAAGAAAGAGAAUUGGAAAUCCAAGCUCAAAAUCUUGACCAGGAAAAUAAUAUAUUGAGGGUUAAAGUUCAAAGACUUGAAGAAGUAAUAGCUGACCUCAAACAAUAUCUGAUAAAUGUGAUUGUGAAAAAGUAAAUUUUAACAUUCAAAACCUUUUUUGUAUUAAACAAAAAUCUAUCUUGAAGUUAAUGUUUUACUAAUUAUCAGAUGUGUUUUUCUUAAGGACUUCUAAUCAUGGGGAUCAUCUUAUUUAUUCAUAAAUUUACUUCAAAUCUGUAAUUUAAAAUAAUUUAAAAAAAUGUUAUAUCGAGAAGAAAUUUGCAUCUGUUAUUUAACAUUGACACUUUUCCUUUAAGCCUGCCAUAGAAAUCUUUCUGUUAAAACACUUUUUG